Messenger RNA from Trifolium pratense (red clover), 1419 nucleotides. Its product is annotated as probable 3-hydroxyisobutyrate dehydrogenase-like 1, mitochondrial. Lineage: Eukaryota; Viridiplantae; Streptophyta; Magnoliopsida; Fabales; Fabaceae. Gene Ontology annotation, molecular function: NAD binding; oxidoreductase activity; NADP binding. The record is from RefSeq and is a predicted model, not a curated record. Bases 109 to 1104 code for a protein of 331 amino acids. The transcript is spliced from 2 exons.
UCAGUCCAACAACUCAGCUCUCGAACAUCACCCACGCACGCACGACAAAGAGGAUAAUUUUGGCCGCGAAAAUAAUAAAUAUAUAAUGCGCAAAAUAAAAAAAGAAUAAUGCUACAUUUCCGUUCACUCUACCGCCGCAUCAACAACUCUGACACUCUCCUCAUCACUCGCCACUUCAUGGCCACCUCAGACUCCAUUAACCCAUCAAACACGCGCCUCGGAUGGAUCGGCACCGGAGUAAUGGGCCAAUCCAUGUGCUCCCAUCUCAUCCGCGCCGGCUACACCCUCACCGUCUUCAACCGCACCCCUUCCAAAGCCCAACCACUUCUCAACAUCGGAGCUACCCUCGCUAACUCCCCUCACGCCGUCGCUUCCCAAUCCGACGUAGUUUUCACCAUCGUCGGUUACCCCUCCGAUGUUCGCUCUGUCCUCCUUGACCCUAACUCCGGCGCACUCGCCGGACUCAAAACCGGAGGAAUUCUCGUUGACAUGACCACAUCAGAUCCUUCACUCGCAGUCGAAAUUGCCGAUGCUGCAUCCUCCAAAAACUGCCACUCAAUCGAUGCUCCAGUCUCUGGUGGAGACCGCGGUGCGAAAAACGGAACCCUAGCAAUCUUCGCUGGAGGAGAUGAAUCUAUCGUUAAAUUACUUUCUCCAUUGUUUUCAUCAUUGGGGAAGGUGAAUUACAUGGGUAGUAGCGGUAAAGGACAAUUCGCGAAGCUAGCGAAUCAGAUAACGAUAGCUUCAACAAUGGUAGGGUUAGUGGAAGGGAUGGUUUAUGCACACAAAGCGGGUCUUGAUGUAGGGUUGUAUCUCAACGCGAUUUCGACCGGUGCAGCGGGUUCGAAAUCGCUUGAUUUAUAUGGGAAGAGAAUUUUAAAGAGGGAUUUUGAAGCAGGGUUUUAUGUGAACCAUUUUGUGAAAGAUUUAGGGAUUUGUUUGAAAGAGUGUGAGAAAAUGGGUAUUGCUUUACCUGGUUUGGCACUUGCUCAACAGCUUUAUGUGUCUCUUAAGGCUCACGGUGAAGGUAAUUUGGGUACACAGUCUCUUAUUUUAGUUCUUGAGCGACUCAACAAUGUUUCGCUUCCACCUUCUCGCGAUUGAAAUCAUACUGUUACUUGUUGUAUGAUAAGAAACUUGCUGGUUUUGUCUGUGAUAUGUUGCCAGUUGAUGUUGAAUAAUAAAAAUAUGGUUGUUAAAUGUGAUUUCUUGUGCAUGCUAAUGUUUAUCAUGCUAUGGUGGGUUCAUUCCUUUUGAAUAUUUCAAUGAAAGAGGUUUUAAUGUUGUAGCUUACAUUUUCUUCAGCUAGAGGAAACAUACCUUGAUGAUUUGGUAAUGGAUGAGAAUCAAGGAAAUGUAAGGUUAUAAACAAUGAUAAUUGUAGUUUAAUGCAUGUGCAAGUAUAUUGCUUUAAGUAUA